AUGGAGCGCAAACUUUCUGAAAAAGCUACCAAGAUGCGCCAGCGCUUCACCUUCACUCGCGGUAGCCAGCGACGACACCGCGCUUCAACCAUGAAUUCGUCCGGAGCUACAAGCACGCCCAACAGCCGCCCUCGCUCCUCCACGACCCCCGUCUCGUCCAACUCUACCGAGAUUGCGUGGCACAACACAGACCCCAGUCGACACUACGAUUUCACCGACGAGCCGGGAUAUUUCCGUCCUGUUUCACCAUUCAUCAGCCGACAGGAGAUCGAAGAAGAUCUAGAAGACGAGAUUACCCACGCCUGCACAAUGCUUGCCCACGACGUCGAGCAAGAAUUAUCGAUAUUGCAGGCCUUCGACACGGAGCUACGUCCUAACACUGGCAGUGGAAGCAUGGUCCAAGCUUUAUCUGAAACGCACCUUAACUCCCUAGACCAAAUGAGCCUAGUUUUGCCUCACGGGGCAACGGAAAAUGAGUUCACCGCAUGCAAGCCGAUGCAUGACUCGGGCGUUGCGUUCAGCGGCCAGUCUUCAGGACGCUGUGGCCAACCCGGCCGAAACAGCCUAUCGGGGACCGGUGCUUCAGCUGGAGCUGGGAGAUUCUACGGACGAAGGACUCCACCUGAAGAGCACUGUAAAAGAGGUCGCCAGCGUGGACGGAGUGUUGCUACCGAUGUCACUUCGCUGCGCUCCCGGUCUCGCUCCCGUGCUUCCAGCAUCGACAUGUUCCCCUACAGUCCCCCGCAACCAAAUGCAUUGUGGUCGCACGAAAUCGCCAAGGAUAUCCCGCUUUCCGACGAGCUUUUUUCAGAACCGGAAUCCUCCCUCGGCGUAGAGGGAAUGACAUGGCUCCGGGCUAGUGAUGACAUAAAACGUCUUUACGACGCUUCUAGCCCGUCUCAAAGCGCCGAACACGUUGGCUUCACACCAGCCCCUCUCUCCGGUCCAGGCCCGCGCCGGUUCUACAGUACGCGCCAGUUACCAUCAAAAAAGAGAUUCGGCCCGCGUGAGUUAUCAUAUAAGGUGCGCGGGAGCCGUGGCUCGAGUCUUCACGGCGGUCUUUCCGUGCGCAGUCUCUCGUUUGACGAAGAGCGAGACUUCUCUUUCGACAACGAUUCGCGGGACGUCCAUUCAGCGCAAGCAUACAACGCCCAAAACUUUUAUUCGCUAGUCGUCACCCCAGAUGCAAAUGCUCAACCUCGCCAUAAACGCAAGCGGGCAUCGCAGCUAUUCAAGAGGCUAGCUGGGCUAGGCAAACGACGGAAGGACCAGGAGUCCUUCCGAAACAGGAGGAUGGAUAGGCCUAUGGUGGCUGCUGCGUGA
Molecule: messenger RNA, 1323 nt
Organism: Penicillium cinerascens
Lineage: Eukaryota; Fungi; Ascomycota; Eurotiomycetes; Eurotiales; Aspergillaceae
Exons: 1
Coding region: 1-1323 (440 amino acids)
Source: RefSeq, a predicted model, not a curated record